This is a messenger RNA of Xenia sp. Carnegie-2017, 646 nucleotides long. Its product is annotated as DNA polymerase zeta catalytic subunit-like. NCBI's taxonomy places the organism in Eukaryota, Metazoa, Cnidaria, Anthozoa, Malacalcyonacea, Xeniidae. The record is from RefSeq and is a predicted model, not a curated record. The coding region runs from base 107 to 496 and encodes 129 amino acids. The transcript has 5 exons.
UUUCAUAUAAUAAUAAAUCAAUUUCACUUCAUGGUUCAUCUCCAAAUUCAUUUCUCAAUUUUCCUUCAUCUCAACACUGGAAUGAAGACACUAUUCCUAGAAAUUUAUGCCUGGAUCCUACUGUGAAAAAGUCAGUCGUUGUGAACUUGAAGUUGAUGUAAUUGCUGAAGACAUCUUGAAUGAAAUAAAUGUUGAAAGUUGUAUUGGUCAUAAUCCUGGUAUAACUGCUAUGUGGGAAGAUGAAAGACAACGAAGACGAGAUAUUGGACUAUCUUCACAAGUUGCUCUUCCUGUUUCACAAGAAGGUAGUGAUGAUGAACAUGAUGAAGAUAUUGAUGAAGAUAAAGAAUCAAUAUUAAUGUCACAGCCAUUUUGGAAAGAUGAUGAAGAGGAACAUGAUUCCCAAAGUUCGGAGAAUGAAGAGGAAAUGGACUGGAAACCACCUUUACGUAUGUCUCAAGUGGAUGGUCUUGGUGAUGACGAGGACUCCAGGUGACAUGUGUAGUCAAUCAAUUUUCACUCCGCGAGAGAAUCUCGAAACACUAAACACGCGUGUCUGCGUGUAAUCUCGCGUGUCUCGAUGUAAGAUUUGGCUUUAAUUAUUUGCUUCAGGUAGCGUUCCAUGUUCAAUGGUAACAACAUACAU